AUGGGGCCGACUCUGACGGCUACGCAAAAGUCCGUCCUCGCCAUGUCCAAGUCGCAGUAUCUGUCCCUGAUCCAACCGACCCACCCGGCUGACAGCCUCCGCGUUGGGGCUGCCAUCUUCCGCAUGGACCUGCGCUCCAGCCGGCCUACUAUCUUGCUGCUUAAGUGGUCUGACCUGAUGGCCCUUGGCCCGGGCACGUUCGAGCCGCCGUCGGGGCGCGUCGACGACGGCGACUGGAGCAUCUCGGACGCCCUAGCGCGCGCGGUUCGCAAACAGACGGGGCUCAAAGUGUUUAGGGUGCUGGGCAUGCUGAGUGAGAUCCGCCAGACUACAGAGCAUGUGUGGCUUGGCCCGGACGGAACCGAGAGUUCUGUCACUCAUGAAACGGUGCAGUUAAACUGGACGGUAUUGGUGGAGAACAGCGACGAGAUAGUCGUGGAGUGCCAGGAGCAGGAUCAAGAAUCUGUGUGGGCUAGUUGGAAUAUGCUUGAGAUGUUGAGUUUGACGGCCGAGACGAGGGCUUUGGCCAAGGAGGCGUUGGAGUGGGCGGGAAGGUGUCUGUAUUGA
Molecule: messenger RNA, 567 nt
Organism: Pseudomassariella vexata
Lineage: Eukaryota; Fungi; Ascomycota; Sordariomycetes; Amphisphaeriales; Pseudomassariaceae
Exons: 1
Coding region: 1-567 (188 amino acids)
Source: RefSeq, a predicted model, not a curated record